GCACACGCAUGUUCCCUGGGAAGAAGUUCCUGAACGCGAACGAACUCGUCUGUUGGCAAUGUGGGACAAAGUAAUCAUUCGGGUGUGGGGCAGUUACUCCAUGUUCGAAAUGGGAGGCCUUGAUACCUACGCCCAAGCGCUGGGUUUAUCGUCUUGCGAUAAGCCCGAUGAUCUCAUUACUCAUGCCGUGCUCGUCAAAUAUCCAGAGCUCAAGUACAUCGUCUGGGAACUUCGGGAUGACUUUACCAAACUCUAUUCAUAUUGUAACCAUCCUGCAUUCUUCAAUGCCCUCGAUGCACCGAUUGACGCGGCCUUAGCUGAAGUAGAGCCUCUGUUCAUUCGCUAUCGUUUGCCUUAUUUCUAUGAUCACUUCGAUCCAUUCUCAGUCGAUAAUCUUGCUGUGGCCCUGGGGGACAGGUGGGAACCUGUGGCAGACACCUUUGAGGACCGACAACCUUAUAAGACCGUGGAACCCGAACCACAGACAUUAACGCUUGUAACAGGUGUCGGCACACACUGGGGUUUCUAUUUCGCAUAUUCGCCAAAUAAAACAGCGGAAGAAGUUUGCAAGAGUAAUUUGUCCCAAGACCUCCUCCUCGCCACCCAAGAGCUCGGUGCUACCGUUGACACUGCGACACUCAGUCCUGAAGCCAUAUCACGUCGUACCGCUGCAGCGGAGCGCUGCUUCUACGCCCUCUAUCUCACCCGCAUCAUCGUACUUUCCAGAUUUUUGGAAUUUCUUCCCAAAGACCUACCGGAUGGCUAUCACCAUGCAUGCUGGGCUGUCUUUCAACAGAACCCACCUCGGACAUCGGAGGGUGACGAUGUUUUCUCCGUGGUCUACCGACAUGUCGCGAGGGCUCGAGGUUCCAUUGCAGAGCUAAAGCGGACGGCCGAGACCCGUUUCGACACUUUGGCCGAGAGGAGCCCUAGUUUGUUCUUCGAGCUACAUGAAUGGGGCCGCUACCCCCCGAGAUUUCCAUUCUACCUUGCAGUCGACGAAGUCGAAGCCCCCAUUUCCCCCAAUUUGUUGAGCGGUCGUCGUCCGGCCUGUUCACGGUUUGGUGUCAGUGCCUUGUUUUAUGGAUUUGAUACUCCGUGAGGCCCUUUCUCAUAUCGUUUGUCGCUAUUCACAGCCUCGAGUUCGACUUUAUCGGAUGCACCUGGCCUCUACGUCUCCCGAACCCCGCCUCGGUAAAGGAUACCGCAAGAGCCGCUUGCAGCCCUGAGACCCAACCGCCAUCCGUAGUCCUCUCAUGCUUCGCCUUGUUGUCUACCUCCUGGGCGACGAUCCCGCACGGCAUCCUGCGCGCACCACUUUAGGUUAGUGGUCGCGAGGAGGUCUCAGGCGUUCCCAACCGAUGGACAUGUCGAGACCUACGCCCCAAUGGAGACCAACACCAUCUCGAACGGGGCUGUGUUGCCUCUACACAGGCCAUCAUACUCGCGGAUCAGGCGGCCUUGGACAGUAUGCUUUGCCCAUACAGAGCUCACAUCCUCCUAUCGGUUCCCUCGCGUCCCGCGCCUUCCUCCGAUCAGCUCGCCGAUCUCUUUUGCUUUUGCAGCGGGAAUGAAGUUCAGUGCUCCCCUUUGAUUCUUCUCCUCGUACCAGAUGCACGAUCAUGUCCUGGCACAGUCCAUCUACAGCGAUCGGCUGUGUCCAGCGCGUUACCUAUUCACGCCUGUGGUCUACGUAUCCGUACUGGUGAAUCUUUCUACCACCAUUUUUUCUUGUGUUUUGCUCCUGUUCUCGUUUCGCGACUCUUUUUUUUCUUUGACCAUGUCCUGGCACAGUCCAUCUACAGCGAUCGGCUGCUGUCCAGCGUGUUGCACUUUCAACACCUGUGGUCAAUGUACGUGUAUUACUCGCAUCACCCGCCUUCUCAUAUCUUUGUUUCAUUUUCGUGGUUCAGUUCUUCUCGUCGUUUUUUUAUUUGCAUUCACAUUCUUUCGGAGUACCUUGUUGAUACCAUGUCCUGGCGCAGUCCAUCUACCGCGAUCGGCCGACGUCCAGCGUGUUGUCCUUUCAUCACCUGUGGUCAAUGUACCUGUACUACUCGCCUUCUCCCCCUUUUUUUGUC
Molecule: messenger RNA, 2081 nt
Organism: Stereum hirsutum FP-91666 SS1
Lineage: Eukaryota; Fungi; Basidiomycota; Agaricomycetes; Russulales; Stereaceae
Exons: 4
Coding region: 110-1102 (330 amino acids)
Source: RefSeq, a predicted model, not a curated record